AUGAGGGCCCUCAUAUUUCUCACCGUCAUCACCGCCGUUGCGGCCACCUUCUGCCGCUGCUUCCCUGGCGAUCCCUGCUGGCCAUCGAGCGAGACUUGGGACCAGUUCAAUCGCUCUGUUGAUGGUCGCCUGAUCAGGACGAUUCCGCUGGCAGCUCCGUGCCAUUCGCCUCAGUACGACCCGGUGUUCUGUACCGAGCUUCAGGUAUCAUGGUUUGCUCCGCAGCCGCACUACGAAUCCUCUUCGUCCCUCAUGGCCCCCUACUUCGGCAACAACACCUGCGAUCCUUUCCAUCCGAUCGAGCAACCCUGCGAGUUGGGAAACUACGUCGUCUACGCCGUCAACGUCAGUGAGCCCAAGCAUGUGAUCAAGACCCUGAAAUUCGCAGACAAGCACAACAUCCGCUUCGUCAUACGCAACACCGGACACGACUACGAGGGAAAAUCUACCGGAGCCGGUGGCCUGGCGGUCUGGGUGCAUUACCUCAAAGACAUCAACAUCACCGACCACUACCGAGAUAAAUUUUAUGAAGGACCUGCCAUGACAAUGGGUACCGGAGUGCAAGGACUCGAGGCGAUUGCUGCUGCCAACGCGAAGCGCUACCGAGUUGUCGCUGGAGAAGCUCCGACAGUUGCCAUUGCUGGUGGCUACACCCAGGGUGCAGGUCACUCGUCUCUCUCCUCUCGGUAUGGCCUGGCUGCAGAUCAAACACUGGCGUGGGAAGUCAUCGACGGACAGGGACGAUAUCUCGUGGCAACCAGGGAUAAUGAACAUUCGGAUCUCUAUUGGGCGCUUUCUGGCGGCGGCGGAAGCACCUAUGCGGUUGUCCUGUCUCUUACCGUGAAGCUCUACCCGGACGGGCCGGUGUCUGGCCUGAGCUUGAUACUGCCGAGACAGGACCUUUCCUCGGACCGAUACUGGGAAGCGAUCAAUCUCUUUCCGCCGAAUCUACCCGCGAUCGUUGACGCCGGAGCACAAGCGACAACCAGCGUAAGCAACGAGACCUUUUCGAUUGGACCGGUGGCCGGGCCCGAUAUCCCCGUCGACGAGCUUGUGCGAUUGUUCUCGCCGUAUAUGGCCCAGCUGGACGCCCUUGGCCUCACGUAUCUACUCAUACCUGCCCAGUUUCAAGACUACUUGGCUUUUUACCAGGGAAUGAUGGAACCCAUGAUAGUUAAUAUUGCACAGUACGGAGCCUGGCUCUUACCCCGCGAACUCAUUGAACGCAACCACAGCGCCGUCACAGCUGCAUUCCGAUCUAUGGUGCAAGAUGGCAUUGUCAUUGUGGGAAACACCUGCCUCAACGUGUCCAAGGCUGUAGCCGGCGACGUCUACAACUCGGUCUUGCCUGCCUGGAGGGACACCUUGAUCCACGUCAUAGUCCGGACGACGUGGAUAUACAACCUGGAUGCGCAGAAUCUGGACCUCGUGCGGAGGAUCACAGAGGAGUAUGUGCCACGCUUAACUGCACUUGCGCCCAAGUCCGGAGCGUAUCUGAGCGAGGGCGAUUUCAACCAACCACACUUCCAGUGGGCCUACUUUGGCAAACACUAUCCGCGUCUACGAAAGAUCAAGGCCCAGUAUGAUCCGAACCACAUAUUCUAUGCCAAGACCACGGUCGGGUCGGAGGAGUGGACGCAGCGAGCCGACCGACGACUCUGUCGGGUGGAGGACGGAGACCAUGGCGGCGACCAUGGCGGCGAUCACGACGGCGACCACGACGGGGAUGGUGAUGGAGGUGAUGGCGACGACGAUGGAGACGACGAUGGCGAUGAUGAGGUCUAUGACGAGGUCUACGACGGUUGGGUGCUUUGA
Aspergillus mulundensis is the source of this 1815-nucleotide messenger RNA. Its product is annotated as FAD-dependent oxidoreductase. Gene Ontology annotation, molecular function: oxidoreductase activity; FAD binding. NCBI's taxonomy places the organism in Eukaryota, Fungi, Ascomycota, Eurotiomycetes, Eurotiales, Aspergillaceae. The record is from RefSeq and is a predicted model, not a curated record. The transcript has 3 exons. Bases 1 to 1815 code for a protein of 604 amino acids.